AUGGCACUCGGACUCGGUCAAAUGUUUUACGUACUACUAUGCUUCAUCAAUGGCAUUGCCGUAUUAAGUGAAGAACGGUUUCUCGCUAGAAUCGGAUGGAGCGCACAAGUCGAACCAGGAUUCGGUAAUCUGGAAACACAAUCCAUCAAAUACAAAAUUAUCAACUUAAUAUCCGCCGUGAGAACACUUAUGCGUAUUCCACUGAUCGCAAUCAAUAUCAUGGUCAUUAUAUACGAACUCUUGCUCGGUUAA
This is a messenger RNA of Radiomyces spectabilis, 252 nucleotides long. Its product is annotated as Yos1-like protein. The transcript is spliced from 3 exons. Gene Ontology annotation, cellular component: endoplasmic reticulum membrane; Golgi membrane; COPII-coated ER to Golgi transport vesicle. NCBI's taxonomy places the organism in Eukaryota, Fungi, Mucoromycota, Mucoromycetes, Mucorales, Radiomycetaceae. The record is from RefSeq and is a predicted model, not a curated record. Gene Ontology annotation, biological process: endoplasmic reticulum to Golgi vesicle-mediated transport. Bases 1 to 252 code for a protein of 83 amino acids.